ACACAGAUGCUGGUAAACAACAUCGGAGAAUUUCAAAUCAAAACUUUACUCUCCGCCAUCAAGUGACGACUGUUUACCGUUAUGUUGUUUGUUUGGGUGUUCGUCUUUGUGUCUGGGUUUGUUUGGCUGGCUGAUGGAUCAUGUUAUUUCAUGCAGCAACCUCCUAGAAAUUUAAACGGUUGUGUGGAUAAAACAGGUCAAGUGAUUGGUUUUAAUGAAACAAAGUUCGACUACGAGGCUUGUUUUUAUUGCUACUGUGGACGUGGAGCAUUACAUUGUUGUGGGUUUGGCUACAACGCAGGGAUCAUGGAAAGACAAGGCUGCACGUUGAAGAGACUGCCUCGCUGUGAUUAUACUUUUAUCAAUGAUGAAGACGGUGUGUCACAAUGUACGCAUUAGAUGGUUUUUAAAAUGGACUUGAACUUUAUGCAAAUGAACUACAAUUUUAUAAAAAAAAUUGUGGCUGAAUAAAGUCAAAUCAAUUGUACUCUCAUUCAUGCACUCAUUAGUCGUAAAUAAAGUGAAAAUUCAAUUUG
Messenger RNA from Saccostrea cuccullata (small rock oyster), 536 nucleotides. RefSeq lists its product as uncharacterized. Lineage: Eukaryota; Metazoa; Mollusca; Bivalvia; Ostreida; Ostreidae. The transcript has 3 exons. Bases 82 to 399 code for a protein of 105 amino acids. The record is from RefSeq and is a predicted model, not a curated record.